AUGUCCAAUCUGCUUGCAAGUAGCUUAACUAAUAUAAUUCAGGCCGAGGGAAAUAUACACGAGUCCGCUAAAGCCCUCUUAUUCUACGCGAUCAAAUGCCACCUAGCAAUAUGUGAGGAGAGCUCACGCCUCCGUGAGUUUGAUGCUCGCGGGGUUUGGACUAUAGCAUGGAUGAAUCUUAGGUCUACUUACCCCUCGACUCUCCAUGCUAUCGGUCUUCUCCGAAGGUUGCUAGGCAUGUUCGGAGCGUCUCAGCUUUGUUAUCCGCCCCUCAUCGAUAAGCUGCAAACACCGUCAGACAACCUCAGGCUUCUGGCUUCACUACUAGGUGCAACGUCUCCCCGAAUUGAUAGGGAUUUCCAAGUUAUGCCGCUGCUUAAGAAAUAUCAUCUAUAUCAGGGGAUUAAUAUCGUCGCUUCCUCACAAAAGUACACGGAGUACAUGCCUAAGCUUUUUCUAGCACCUCCUCACGUCUUAGUAAGUUAUCCCCGCGAGUUACACAAGCUAUUAUCAAUAACGGGAAAGCUAUACGCCGAGAAACUAUUCUCGUAUCUAAACUUUUCUUAG
Molecule: messenger RNA, 567 nt
Organism: Emericellopsis atlantica
Lineage: Eukaryota; Fungi; Ascomycota; Sordariomycetes; Hypocreales; Bionectriaceae
Exons: 1
Coding region: 1-567 (188 amino acids)
Source: RefSeq, a predicted model, not a curated record